This is a messenger RNA of Sclerotinia borealis F-4128, 438 nucleotides long. The record is from the annotation of a GenBank genome assembly. NCBI's taxonomy places the organism in Eukaryota, Fungi, Ascomycota, Leotiomycetes, Helotiales, Sclerotiniaceae.
AUGCCUCAAGGAUUCUGCUUAUGUGGCGAACUUGCCUACGAGUACACAGGCGAGCCAGCCAUAACAGCUCUCUGCCACUGUCACUCCUGCCACUGUCACUCCUGCCACUGUCACUCCUGCCAAAAAUGGUGCGGCGCCAUCUCCUCCAACGUGCUCGUUCCCCGGGCCCAAUUCACGCUUCUCAAGGGCACGCCCAAGACCUUCGAGGCGCCAGGCAAUUUCGGCAAGAUUAACAAGCGCUCCUUCUGCUUCACCUGCGGAACCAGCCUCUUUGGUGAACUCGAGAUCAUGCCUGAUUUCAUUGGUAUAAAGGCUGGUGCUCUUGAUGGUGGCGUGGCAGACUAUAAGAAGGUCAUGACUGAGUUCUAUACCGAUGAGCGCCUCAGCUUUUGCAAGGCCCUUGAGGGCGCAAAGCAAGAACCCAAGUUUGGAAUCUAG